UUUUAAACAAGAAUAAGAUCCCUUCUUUUCCGUAUUUCGCUUUUUUUUUUGUAACUUACAGCUCUAUUCAUAUACAAAAGUUUCAUUAUACAGAAGAUUAGAUCUAUUAAAGAAAAGCAUAAGAACCAGGCUAGAACGAACUUAUUUGACCAUACCAAGUGGCGAGACUGCUAUGAACCAGGUCAUUUUGAAAAGCGUUACUACAAAUGCAAGUAUUACAAAGCCGUAAAUGCUGAUGAUGGUAAGCAAUAAACCUAAAUCUAUCUUACACACAGCACUUAAUUGCUUGUGAGUAACCUCCUUAAAGCUGGU
Mycotypha africana is the source of this 312-nucleotide messenger RNA. RefSeq lists its product as uncharacterized. The transcript has 4 exons. The record is from RefSeq and is a predicted model, not a curated record. NCBI's taxonomy places the organism in Eukaryota, Fungi, Mucoromycota, Mucoromycetes, Mucorales, Mycotyphaceae. The annotation marks the transcript as partial.